Messenger RNA from Penaeus chinensis, 5926 nucleotides. Its product is annotated as otoferlin-like. The record is from RefSeq and is a predicted model, not a curated record. Lineage: Eukaryota; Metazoa; Arthropoda; Malacostraca; Decapoda; Penaeidae. Gene Ontology annotation, biological process: plasma membrane organization.
GCAACAGGAGCCUUGCAAAUUAUGGCUUCGUGUUGCAAAGGCUGGUCGGCGAGGGCGCGGUCGGCGUCACGGACCACAUGACGGACGCGAAUAACAAACUGGUGAAGAUCCUCAUAUCCUUCGAGGCUCGCUACAUCCCGCCGCCCGGAGGAGGAAGGGAAGGGCGCAGACGCAGGCACAGUGCAGCUAGAGUCGAGGAUAUCGUCUUCGCAGGAGGAGAAGAAGCAGAAGGAAGCCUAGGAGGAGAAGGAGGAGGUAUAGAAGGAGGAAGAGGACUAGAGAGAGGAAGAGGAGGUGGAGGAGGAGGUAUAGAAGGAGGUAGAGGAGGACCGGAGAGAGGAAGAGGAGGAGGAGGAGGAGGAGGAGGAGUAGGAGUACUAGACAGAGGUGGAGGAGGACUUUUCUGGGAUGGAGACGUGAGCGACGUUCAAGAAGGAGGAGGAUACGGAAGCGGGCUGGAGGAUGACAAGCAGAUGCUCCUCGAUGUGGAACAAAACAUCGCCAACCUCGAGAGGAACAUCAGCAUGCAAGAGAAACACUCGGGAAUGAUGAGAGGAAGAAAGAGCAAAGAGAACUCGCCGGAGAUGCAGAAGAAGAGCCGAGGCUUCGCGGGCAUGAAGGCCGUCCGCUCGCUGGUGCGCCUCGGCCGCCAGCGGUCCCGCAGCGCCGGGGCGGACGACGAGGAGCGCUGCGGACUCAAGGACGCGGACCACAACGACGCCCACGCCCGCGACCUCAGCCGCCCGCCCUCCGCCUGCUCCACCAUCUCCGACAACGAGUCCACCUGCUCCCUCUCCACCAACGUCAAGGCCAAGAGACACAAAUCCGAGACCGUGAACUCCACUCCCGCCGAACUCAAAGCUCAGGACUUCCAGGUGUGCAUAACAAUAAUCGAAGCACGACAACUGGCCGGCCUCAACAUGGACCCUGUGGUGUGUGUGCAGGUUGGAGACCAGAAGAAAUACACGUCUGUGAAGGAGUCGACAAACUGCCCUUACUACAAUGAGUAUUUCGUGUUCGACUUCCACAUGGCCCCGGCUAUGCUUUUCGACAAGAUAAUUACGUUAACGGUCUUGCAGUGCCGGAACAUCCUCCGGUCCAACAAGGUCCUUGGGAGUUUUAAGCUGGACGUCGCAACCGUGUGGUCUCAGCCAGAGCACCAAUUCUACCACAAAUGGGCGUUGCUCACCGACCCAGACGACAUCACGGGCGGACCGAAGGGCUACCUCAAGUGUGACAUCUGCGUGGUGGGCAAAGGGGACGCGAUAAAGGCCCCCUUGAGGAAUGAUAAAGACGAGGACGACAUUGAAGGAAACCUCCUGCUGCCCGACGGAGUGCCAGCAGAGCGGCAGAGGGCCAAGUUCAUCGUCCGCAUCUAUCGCGCCGACGGACUCCCCAAGAUUAAUUCCUCGAUCAUGGCCAACGUCAAGAAGGCUUUCACGGGCGACUCGAAGGACCUGAUCGACCCCUACGUCCAGGUCUCCUUCGCGGGGCUCUCGGGCCGCACGAGCGUGAAGAAGAACACAGCCAGCCCGACGUGGAAUGAACAAAUCGUGUUCACCGAGAUGUUCCCUCCGCUGUGCCAGAGAGUGAAGAUCCAGCUGAGAGAUAACGACGCUGUCAAUGACACGGUUAUCGGAACGCAUUUCCUCGAUCUCACGACGAUUUCGAACGACGGAGAUAAGGGCUUCCUCCCGACCUUCGGCCCCGCCUACGUGUACAUGUACGGCUCCACCCGCGACGGCUCCGUCAUGGACGAGAACUCCGCCCUCAACGCCGGCUUGGGGGAGGGCAUCGCGUACCGGGGGCGCGUCCUUAUCUCCGUCCGUUGCCAGAUCACGGACCAGCUGGACGUCGCGCCCUCGGAGGUCGAGGUCGAGAAUACGCUGCCCAUUCAGGAGACAAAUAAUAAUAAUUCCCAUUUUCUGCCCGAUGUUUCCUUUUCUCUGGUGUGCGACAAACCGCUCUCCUUCGAACUGUCGCUGGGCAAUGCGGGCAAUUCCCUGGACGGCUGCUCGACCACGAGACCUUCCAGCGAAGAGGAGAGCGACGGAGAAUCGGGGAGAGGGUCUCCCCCCCCGAAAGUGGUGGCCGAUGGAGGAAGGAGGAGGGAAAAAAAAAGUGCCGAGCGCCGCCUGAAGGAGGCGCUGGAGGAGAUGGUCUCGGGAUGCGGGCAGUACCUGAGCAUCGCCAGGGCGUCGUCUGCGGCGUCUACAGGAGGAAGGACCAAGCUGGACAAAGAGAGGAUGAGGCUCUGCCAGAGGGAGAUCGACCACCUCGGCAGCCGCGCGGCUCGACACACGAAGGCGCUGGUCACGAGACACAGCCUCCGAGAUCGCUUAAAAAGAAAGGCGCACUACAAACCCUCUCAGGCCCGCCAGCAAAGAAGCCGUCCCCCGACUGUUCGCGUGUGGAGAUCAGCGCGGCAAGCGGUGCACUAUCCAGGCAAUCCUAGUCCCCCCAUACCCCCUGCCAGGCAUCUCAUCUCUCCGCCGUGGAAGUUGGAGCGAGGGAAGUCCUCUGCGCUGCCCGGGCGCAAGUCGAGCGGGCCGGGAGGAUGGGCCAUCCAAGCCAAGCUGCAGAUCUACAUUUGGCUGGGCAUGAUGAAGCACAAGAAGCACUUCCUGCCCGGCAUACCCAAGGGCUACGAGACGCCCUACGAGCUGCGCAAUAUCGAGAGGACCAUGACGCUGCCGCCCAUCACGCUGCACUACACGCAGAAACAGAUCUUCCAGCUGCGCGCGCACAUGUACCAGGCCAGGUCACUCAUCGCCUCCGACAAUUCGGGGCUCUCUGACCCCUUCGCGCGGGUCAUCGUCGGAGAGCACUGUCGAGAGACUCAGGUGAUCGACGAGACACUGAGCCCGACGUGGGACGAGAUGCUGGUCCUCGACGACAUCCUCGUCUACGGGACCAGGGAGGAGAUGAAAGCCCAGCCUCCGCUCAUCGUGGUCGAGAUUUUCGAUCAGGACAAAGUGGGCAAGUCGGAGUUCAUCGGGCGGGGGGCGGCACGACCACCAAACAAGAACCCCCCUCCGCAGGUGCUGUUCUGGGGCCUUCGAGACCUGAAGCGCAUCCACCUGCUGACGGUGGACCGGCCGCGCGUGGACGUGGAGGUGGCCGGACACAUCAUCCAGUCGGCCGUGAUCACGUCGGCGCGCAGGAACCCCAACUUCACGAACCCCGUCAAGUACAUCGAUUUGGAACUCCCGGAGCAAGAGCUGUACUGCCCUCCGAUCACCAUCCGGGUCGUGGACUGUCGGAGCUUCGGAAGGUUCACUCUGGUCGGGACGCACAUCAUCUCGAACCUGCACCGCUACACGUGGACGCCGACGACGAGGAGGGAGAAGGAGGCGGCGAGGAAUGCGUCGCUGGUGCAGCUGCAAGGAGACGACCCGAACGGCGUGGGGAACAACAACGCUCUGGUCCCCAACAACGUCCACGGCGGAGGAGGCGGCGGCGGAGGCGGGAGCGUGGCCUACAGAGGGAACCACGAGCGAAGUCCACUCCUGCAGAAGGACACGAUCAUCACCAUCGACUAUGUGCGUGGAUCUGGCGCCGUGUCCAAGCUCGUGGGCGUGACGAAGAAGGAGAAAGCAGAAGCGAACAGAAGACGAAAGCAGAGUUUAGACGUAGAGGAGGAGGAAGAGGAGAACAGGGACUGGUGGACGAAAUACUUCGCGUCGCUGGAGGCUGUGGCCAUUGUAGGUGUUGCGAGUUGUUAUGUUGUGGUUGAAAGAACAACGUCUUUGUUCACUGCCCGGCGGGUGAAGUUUGGAGAUGUACUUGCGUUACAGUCUUACGUUACUUAUGCGAGCGGUAGAGAUCUCGGCUCCCUCAAGCUGUACCGGUGGCCCCUUCCGAAGGACAUAGAGGACACGACGAUCACGGGCGGCGACCCUCAGUAUGGGUUCUUCCAGGGCCUUCCCUCCAACGACCCCAUCCACGUGCUGGUGCGAGUGUACGUGGUCCGCGCGUGUGACCUUCAUCCCAUGGACCUUAAUGGGAAGGCUGACCCUUACAUCCUGAUCUACCUCGGGGGCAAGAAAGUGUCGGACAAAGAGAACUACAUUUCGAAGCAGCUGAAUCCCGUCUUUGGCAAGUGCUUCGAGAUCGAGGCCACCUUCCCUCAGGACUCGAUGCUGACGGUGCAGGUGCUCGACUGGGAUCUCGUGGGCUCCGACGACAUGAUCGGGGAGACGAAAAUCGACCUCGAGAACCGGUUCUACUCCCGACAUCGAGCGACGUGCGGACUCGCCUCCAGAUACGAGACGACGGGCUACAACCAGUGGCGAGACCCGAUGAAGCCGACGCAGAUCCUGGGGCGCCUCUGCAAGGAAGGCCGCCUCGACGGGCCUCACUACGGGCCGGGGAAGGUGCGGAUCGGCCCCAAGACCUUCACGCUGCAGGCUGACGACGAGCACGACCCCGGCAGGUUCCGGAUGAUCGCGAGCGAGGAGCAGCUGGCACUCGCUGUCCUGCACCGCUGGGAGGAAGUGCCCAAGGUGGGGUGCCGCCUGGUGCCGGAGCACAUCGAGACGAGGCCCUUGUACAACCCCGACAAGCCGGGCAUUGAGCAGGGCAAGAUCGAGAUGUGGGUGGACAUGUUCCCGAUGGACAUGCCCUUGCCCGGCCCGCCCCUCGACGUCACGCCCAGGAAGCCCAAGAGCUACGAACUGCGCGUCAUCAUCUGGAACACGGACGACGUCGUUCUCGAGGAUGACGCUUUCUUCACCGGGGAGAAGAUGUCGGAUAUUUACGUCAAGGGGUGGCUCAAGGGCCCCGAGGACACCCAGUGCACCGACAUCCACUACCGGUCGUUAACAGGCGAAGGCAAUUUCAACUGGAGGUUCGUCUACCCCUUUGAGUACCUUGUGGCCGAGGAGAAGAUCGUCAUCAGUCGCAAGGAGUCGCUGUUUUCGUGGGAUGAGACGGAGUGCAAGAUUCCGGCGAGGCUGGAGCUGCAGGUAUGGGACGCCGACCACUUCUCCGCCGACGACUUCCUGGGCGCCAUCACCCUCGACCUGAACCGGUUUCCCCGCGGCGCCAAGAACUCCAAGCUGUGCACCCUGGACAUGCUCAAGACGGACGGGUCGGUCCCCAUGGUUAACAUCUUCAAGCAGAGGAGAGUGAAGGGCUGGUGGCCCUUCUACAUCAAGAAGGAGAACGAGGAGAUGGAGCUCACGGGGAAGGUCGAAGCCGAGAUUCACCUGCUGACGAAGGACGAGGCGGAGAAGAACCCGGCGGGACUCGGGCGCAACGAGCCGGAUCCUCUGGAGAAGCCCAACCGCCCCGACGCCUCGUUCAUGUGGUUCCUCAACCCUCUGAAGAGCAUCAGAUACAUAAUUUGGCACAACUACAAGUGGGCCAUCAUCAAGAUCCUCGUUUUCUUUGCUCUGACCAUUUUCUUCGUCCUUUUCUUUUACUCCGUUCCUGGCUUCACGGUCAAGAAGAUUCUGGGAGCGUAAAGAAAACGGAGAUUCUGGGAGCCUAAAGAAAACGGAGAUUUUUGGAGCAUGAAGAAAACGGAGAUUCUGGGAGCGUAAAGAAAACAGAGAUUCUGGGAGCCUAAAGAAAAUGGAGAUUCUGGGAGCUUAAAGAAAACGGAAAUUCUGGGAGCCUUAAGAAAACGGAGAUUCUUGGAGCUUAAAGAAAACGGAAAUUCUGGGAGCCUAAAGAAAACGGAGAUUCUGGGAGCAUGAAGAAAACGGAGUUUCUGGGAGCCUAAAGAAAACGGAGAUUCUGGGAGCUUAAAGAAAACGGAGAUUCUGGGAGCUUAAAGAAGACGGAGAUUCUGGGAGCUUAAAGAAAACGGAGAUUCUGGGAGCCUAAAGAAAAUGGAGAUUCUGGGAGCUUAAAGAAAACGGAGAUUCUGGGAGCCUAAAGAAAACGGAGAUUCUGGGAGCCUAAAGAAAACGGAGAUUCU